Messenger RNA from Penicillium chermesinum, 822 nucleotides. RefSeq lists its product as uncharacterized. The record is from RefSeq and is a predicted model, not a curated record. Lineage: Eukaryota; Fungi; Ascomycota; Eurotiomycetes; Eurotiales; Aspergillaceae. The transcript is spliced from 4 exons. The annotation marks the transcript as partial.
AAUGAGGAACAAGUGGACGACGUAGCCGCCGCCUCUCGUUCAUGGAGAUUCUUUCUCCGUGAACAGUGGAUUGAUGUCCAAGAUGUCGAAGAUGUCGAAAAUGUCGCGGCAGAGGAACAGAGACGAACUUUGAUUGAGCGAUGGGCAACAGCAGAUCAGGAAUUCCGCGAUAGCUAUGAAUUCCGAGCACCAGACGAUGAGCGUAAAUUCGAAGAUCCUAAUGAUUAUCAGGAUGCAUGUCUUACAGGGUUAGUCCACAAAUUGGACGACGUUCAUAUCUGUCUCACAAAAUGGACACCUGAGAUACAAGCCCUACUUGCGAAGUGUCUUAUUACGUUAUUCGGAUGGAUGGGUGAUCAAGAAUAUAUGACUACGACAACGUCAAUGUACUAUCCUCUGGAAGAUAACCAAGGAAAUAUUCUCGACAUAUUUAAAUUCCGACAGAGUCUCGCCCGGCCCGAUUUCCUGGAUGUAUGUAUGACGGUUAAAGGAACUCUGCUGUUCUCGGACUGCUUUCCUAAAUUGAUUAUUGAUGACUAUACUCUUGAGACAGGACUCUGUCUUUGGGUUCAAUAUCAGAACAAUGGAAGGCCAGAAAGGGCUUGGCGGGCUCAGAUGUUUAUGGAUGAGUUCCCACUUUUCUUUCUUGCGGUUCAUGCUAAUUCGGAUCCGCUGGGUGAGAACGAUCGGCGCGACGAUGUGGACCGUUAUGCUCCGGGGUUCCGCGAGGCUGAAGCGGCAGGUAACGGUUUGGCGAUUGGAUAUGAAUUAGAACGGAUCCUUGCAGACAGUGGAGCCCCGCUGAAGAUUAACGAAAGGUGA